Molecule: messenger RNA, 6472 nt
Organism: Anolis sagrei ordinatus
Lineage: Eukaryota; Metazoa; Chordata; Lepidosauria; Squamata; Anolidae
Gene: DZIP1L
Product: DAZ interacting zinc finger protein 1 like
Biological process (GO): cilium assembly
Cellular component (GO): ciliary basal body; cytoplasm
Source: RefSeq, a predicted model, not a curated record
AAUUUCCUGGGUGGGAGGGGAGAAAGAGGAUUCCAGCUCAGGGAGUUCUGCCUAAAAUCCAUGCUACUUUCAUCAGCUCCCUUCCUCCCACCUUCUCCCUCCCAUCCUCUGCUUCUAUUACACAUGUGCUCCCAGAAUCACCCCACAAAACAUACAUCCUGAGAACAGCCUUUUGCAGCCAAUAUUUACUACCCAUUGCCACGGCCAAUAUAUCGAAAUUAUUGGGCAGGUAUGCCAGGCUCAACAUUUCCUUUCCAGAGUAGCAGUGACCACUUUGGAAACAUGCUUGCUGCUCCUAGUGUGGUUCCUGCCUUUAAGUUUCAACUGCGGAGGGACACCAUAGACUGGAGGCGAUUCAGUGCCAUCGAUGUGGAUCGGGUGGCCCGUGAGCUGGAUCUUGCUACUCUCCAAGAAAACAUCAAUAGUGUCACCUUUUGCAAUCUUGAUGCAGAGAAGUGCCCAUAUUGUCAACAGCCAGUAGACCCUGUUCUCUUAAAGGUCCUCAAGAUGGCCCAGCUGACCAUUGAAUACCUACUCCACUCUCAGGAGUACCUGAGCAUGAACUUGGCACUUCAGGAGGAGCAGCACCAGGCAUCCCUUGAAGACAUAAAGCACCUCAAGCGUGACUUGGAUAAGCAAGCAGAAGAGCUGAAGAGUGUCAGGGAAGAAAGCAGAAGGCGGAAGAAGAUGAUUGCUACCCAGCAGUUGCUCCUGCAAGCUGGAGCCAAUAACUACCAUAAGUGCCAGCUGUGUGACAAGACCUUCAUGAAUUAUUCCUUUCUUCAAGCCCACAUGCAACGCAGGCACCCUGAAGCUACUGAAGCUGAGAAGGAGAAGAAGAAACAGGUGCAGCAAAUGGAAAGUGAAAUUGAAGAAUUGAAGAUCAAGCUGAAGGAGACCCAUAUCCAACUGGAGACUGAGAGUCAGUAUAGAACUCAGGAAGCAGAGAAUAUUCGUCAAAGAGAAGAGGAAGGAAGAAAAAAGUUUGAGAGAUGGAAGGAGGAGGAAAGGGCAAAAUUCCAAAAGGAAAUGGAAGACCUUAGGCAGCUCUUCCUUACUGAAUUCAAGGAUAUUUCCAGCAGGAAUUCUGCCUUGGAAGGGAAACUUCAAGAACUACAAGUCAAGAGUAUAGUCGUCUCUAAUCUAGGAACACUGCAGGAUGAUGAGUCUGUUGACAAGCAGCAAUGGACGAAAACUCAGAGGGAGCUACAAGGGAUGAAAGCAAAGAUUGAUCAGCAGAAAACCGAGUGGAAGUGGAAGCUGCGGGAACUUCAAAAAGAGCACCAAAUAGAAAAGGAACAGCUAAAGACUGAGAAUGAGAGGCUAAGAUCUACCUUGUCUUCUGACCAAAGGAAAAUAGCAGAGCAAAGCAAGCAGCAAAUGGCAUCACUCAGUGCCCAACUCAGGGAACAAGCAAAGAUCAUCAAAACUCAGGAGAAAACAAUUAAACUUCUAUCAUCCAGCAAAUCCAGAGAAAUCCAAGAGGUGCCUAAGACAGAAAAACCAGAAGAGUCAACUGAAGAAGAACUUGAAGAUACAUUAGACAGAAAGAAGAGGGUUCUAGAAGUCCUGAGGAGUGAUCCAAAUUUGCUGAAGCAGUUCCGGCCAAUUUUGGAGGACACUCUUGAAGAAAAACUGGAGAAAAUGGGAGUGAAGCGAGGUACAAAAGGCAUCCCAGCUCAAACCUAUAAGCAUUUGAGAGAUGUGGUAAAAAUACAACAACAGCAGAAGGCCAAAAAAUUUCCACAUCUUCUUGCUUUGAGAGACAAGCUUGAGAAAGAAGUAAAAAGGAGAAUCAAUUGGGAACAGAAGGAUAAAAGGGACACAUCUCUGCCAUUUCCCAUAGUCUCAGGUAAAAAGCAGACAAGCCCACAAUCUCCAAUCCUGGUCACAUCUUCCGAGCCCAGAAUGCAACAGAUCGAAUUACACUCUUAUAUCUCACCGUUGCCUAGGCCAGCUCCUCGGAGUAAGGUUAGCUCCAUGGCUAGUACCCUGCAGACUUCCAAGUUAACUUCUCCAAAACAAGCCCACAAUAGCUCAUCUUCUCCACAACACUCUGUUGUUCACCAGCCCAGCACUUCUCCUUUCAGCUCUGAAGAAGAGGAAUCUGAGGAAGAAAAAAGUUUUACCUCUCCAAAGUUCACGCCACGCAAGACGCAACAAGAACUUUCCAGGAUAACUCAGAAAGAGGACAGUGAUUGGGAUUCCUCUGAUAGGGAUUCUCCAGAGGUGAAAGACAAUACAGGAAUGGUUCUUCAAACUGCAGUGCCAACUCAUUCAGAAACACUGGUGCAGUCAAUGGCUAAAAAUUUGGAAAAGCAACUGAGCACUCCUGGAAAAAAGCCUGCUGGUGGAGUGAAGCUCUUUUCUGUACCAGCCAAAGAAGUGUCUACAUCCAGCCAUGCCACUAAAAAUCUUCAGUUCGUUGCUGAGGAGGAUAGUGAUUUAGAAAUUUCAUCUAUAGAGGAAGUCACCCAGCACCUGAACACCAAAAUCAAGAAACUGCAAGGUGUCGGAGUUAGUGGGGAGUCAUCUGGGUCCCGGAGCACCUGGAGCUCCAGCAACCCAAGGACUGGUGCCUGGUGAUUCCUGCACUUAUCUGAGUACUUUCAGAUCACAAUGGCCUUGUGAGAUGGAGUCUCACCCCAUGAGAAUCCAAGAGAAAUAUGAAGCCCAUAAAUGAAAGAAAAUGAUGCAGAUUUUAGAGAAGAAUAAUGUGCCGGUUUGUAGGUUCUAUGUGCAUGUAAAAUUCUUCUCCUGAGUUGCUCAUUCUUUGCAGCCAUGCAUGUGAUAAGCCUCAUAAAAACAAGAUGAAUUUACUAUUUUGCUGAAGUCUAUCUUCCAAAGAUGUUGACAUUUCAUAAAAGAAGAUAUAGAUUUGUAAGGCAGAGUUGCACUAGCCCAAGCUUUGUAGCUUUUCAUGUAGCCUGGGAAGACAUUCCCACAACUGAUGGUUUGGAGAAGGAAUGUUGAAGAUCAGCUGUGAUCUCCAGAACCAUUUUAGGGGAUCAUUGAUGCUGGGCCAGACUAGACAAGACAUUGAGAAUGUGUGGUUAUUGGAGACCCCUUCCCAAUGUUUUCCCAAAGACUUAAAUAGCAAUUUUGAAAGAGAGGUAGUUUAGAUUGGGAAUAUGUCACCAGAGGUAAAUUCACUUCCCCAUAACAUCAUGAUCCUGUUCAAAUUUUAACAGAAAUAGAGAUCCAUUCAUCAAUAUUCAAUAUCUUCUUAAGUCAGUGGUUCUCAACCUACGGGUCCCCAGAUGUUUUGGCCUUCAACUCCCAAAAAUCCUAACAGCUGGUAAACUGACUGGGAUUUUGUGGAGUUGUAGGCCAAAACACCUGGAAACUGACAGGUUGAGAAUCACUGUUUUAAGUUAAUGUCCAUGGGCAUUUCUCUCACUUUGGGGUGGAGGGAGCAGGAGGUAGAACUGCCCAUGGAACUCUGAUAAGGACAUAUUAUCCCAAAAUAGAUGCAAGAGACAAUAUAUAUCCUGUCUUUCAGCACCUCCUUUUUCCUGGUAAUCUUCAAAUUUCUAUGGCUAUCUUCUUCCCUGACUUUGUUAGCCCGGUGAUAAUAUCAUUGGUAGUGACUCUGUAGCUCUUCCAAGACUUGGUGCUGCCUUAAUCCAAAUUCCUUCCAUUUGGUGAAAGAAGAUAAUCUGGGAUUGUUCCUGGGGAAUCUAGGCAAAAUGUCUUAGAGGUGUACAACUGAAUCUGCUCUACUGUGAUAAUGGUUCUUCACUGUCCUAGUAAAGAUACAAUUCUCCAUGGGUGAAGUUUCUCUUUUUCUUCUGAGGUUUGUUUUACAUCAUAAUCAAGCUGAACCCAGUUAUUUUCGCCCAUACUUUUUAAUGCAUUAGUGGAGUUCAAACACAUACACACAUAUUUAAAUUAAAUUAAAUUAAAUUGCUGAAUAGAGGUGACCACUUGGUGGCACCAUAACUCAAGAAACACAACUUAUUUCUUGAGAGGUUACAAAUUGAACUUGAUAGGAAGGAAAGAUUUUUCCAAGUCAGUGUAUACAGGGGUUGAAUAGGAUGUAAGGAUCAGCCACUGGAUUGUACAAAGCACUAAAUAAUUGUUUGAUUAUAAGAUGUAUAAAAAAAAAGCACAGAAAUAUAUGUCCAACCCCCUGCUUCUUGGCAGGAGGUUGGACUGGACUGCUUCUUGGCAGGGGGUUGGACUAGAUGACCCAUGAGGUCUCUUCCAACUCUAUGAUUCUACGAUUCUAUAUUUUAGAUGUUUUCUCUGUAUCACUGAAGGGACUGGUACAAAUAUUUUCUCAGUCCAUUUUUCCAGGAUUUUCUCAAUCUUCUUUAUUGGCUACACUGAAUACUGUAAGGAGGCUUGGACUCCUCAGGCAUGAUGGAACUGGGAUGUCUUUAAAGGCAAAUGCUCAUGAAGAUUUCUGAACAGCAGUUUUUGAACCAGUAGCAGCUGGUAGCUCUAGUAUCAGUAGGAAAACAAAUCCACUCCGGGAUUUGGUCCAAACUUUAAAAGGGAUGUUGAUUGUGCUGAGUAUAUUUUAAGAAUAGAGUUCAGCAUCCUGGAUAGUUCAUUUAGAUAUCUGGCUAAAAUCCAACAAAAUCUGCAAAGGUGUGAUAUCUUUAGUGGCCAACCACAAUAGAGAAAAUAUGCCACCCUUAUUCUAGACUCCAUGUUGAUAUGCAAAACUGCUGAAGAUAGCGAACCCUAUUGAAAAGAAGGACUUCCAGCUCAAGAAAACCAUAUAGAGCAGGCAUGGGAAAACUUCAGCUCUCCAGGUAUUUUGGACUUCAACUCCCACAGUAGGAGGGCCAAAGCCAGUAGGAGGGCCAAAGUUUGGCUAUGCCUGAUAUAGAGUCAUGCUGGAGGACCUAGAGAAUGCCUACAGAUUAUUUAUUUGAUCAGAUGUGGAUAAAUGAAACUGAAGAAACCCAGUCCUGUAGAUAUAGAAGUCAUACUGUAUAUCAUGCAAGCUUUCUAAACUUCAACCAUCCAGGAGGAGAAAAAUGGUGAUGUUAAGUAUCAUAGGCCUCCAUUUUGUCUCAGAUGUUACUUAUGUUGUCAAUUAAAGGGAAUUCAAUGCAGGCAAGGACCUUUCUCCUUCUUGACCAUAUGUAGACCAAGAAAAAGAACACAGGAUAAAAUUCAGUGCAGGUUACCAACCUAACAACACUAGAACCUAGUUGUUAGAUUCAUAAAGUAGUAAUAGUCCUGUCCCACUUUUGUAAAUAGUGGUUCUUAUUCCUUUUAUUUAAAAAUAAUUUACCAUCUGCUUUCAGUCUUUAGAACCUGACCCAGAGUAGAAUCCUUGUUUCAAGCUUGUUUUUUAGCACACUUAGAGGAUGUGUGGUGAAUUUCACCAUACAUUUCCUUGGUUCCUCCAGUAACCAUUAUUGGCACAGAGUAGGAACAAGAAACCAAUUUGCAUAUAAUUUAGAGCACUGCAAAUUAUUAAUUUUUCAUCUUGUCUAAAACUGUACAAAUCUUGUUUACUUAACUUGUGAAAUGAAACCGAAUGUCUCAGUAUGCACAUUCAUACAAUUUGCUUCUGUUCUUUCAUGUGUAAAAAAAAAAUGGGAAUACAAUUCUACUCCAGAAGGAUGUUGGAAUUUUCCAGCCAUGAAGCUAUCACUCUGUGCAGAAGUCAUUUUUAUAUAUUAUUCAGACCACAGAGCAUCAGCUUUCAUUGGUGGGAUUUUCUGAUUAUAGAAAAGGCAGAGUUUAAAAAAAAGAAGAAGAAGGAAAGAGAGGGGGGAGAACUGUUUUCUGCUAUAGUAUUUGCUUUCUGAUGUGAAAUUUGGUUAAGAGAUUAUUUGUUCUUGAGAUAAUUUUUAUUGGAGGUGAAAAAGCUUAAAACGAUACAUAAGAUAUAGGUUAAGAACACUUGGAGACCCCAGUGGUGCAGUGGGUUAAAGUGCUGAACUGCUGAACUUGCUGAUUGAAAGGUCGCAAGUUCAAAUCCAGGGAGUGGCAUGAGCUCCCACUGUUAGCCUCAGCUUCUAUCAACCUAGCAAUUUGAAAACAUGCAAAUAUGAGUAGAUCAAUAUGUACUGCUCCAUUGGGAAGGUAACAGUGCUCCAUGCAGUCAUGCCAGCCACAUGACCUUGGAGGUGUCUAUGGACAACACCGGCUCAUCAGUUAAAAAUGGAGAUGAGCACCAACUCCCAGAUUCAGACACAACUAGACUUAAUGUCAGGGGAAAAUGUUUACUUUUACCUUUACCUAAGAACACUCACACUGCAGAAUAUGUGAAUUCAGCACUUUUCACUGUGAAAUAGUAUUUGGAUGAAAAGCCUGUUCUUGCUGUUGUUAAUACAGAUUGUAUAUAUAAUGCUGCAUAAAACCAUUCUAAUUUAUCUUUGUAAAUCCUUGCAGCUAUAGAGAAUUUAUAUUUGUAUGAAAGAUUAAAACUGUAUUUGUAGUGUAAACUGUUUGCCUAACAUAGUAUUUGUCAUACCAUAAAUAAAAUGAGGGACUAGAACAUAAA